AUGUCUGCAAUCUUAAAACAAAGAGUUAGAUAUGCUCCAUACUUGAGUAAAUUGAGAACCGCCGAAGAAUGUAUCCCAUUGUUCAAACAUGGCCAAUAUUUAGGUUGGUCUGGUUUCACCGGUGUUGGUGCUCCAAAAGUCAUUCCCACUGCUUUAGUUGACCAUGUUGAGAAAAACAACUUGCAGGGCAAGUUGGCCUUCAACUUGUUUGUUGGUGCUAGUGCUGGUCCCGAGGAAAAUCGUUGGGCCGAAAACUCUAUGAUCUUGAGAAGAUCUCCCCAUCAAGUCGGUAAACCAAUCUCAAAUGCCAUCAAUGAUGGAAGAACUGCUUUCUUUGAUAAACAUUUGUCCAUGUUCCCCCAAGAUUUGACCUACGGUUACUACACAAGAUUCAAGGAAAACGAUUUACUAGACUACACCAUCAUUGAAGCCACUGCCAUCACAGAAAAUGGUUCAAUUGUCCCUGGUCCUGCUGUCGGUGGUUCCCCAGAAAUGAUCUCUGUCUCCGAUAAAAUCAUCAUUGAGUUAAACACAAAAACUCCAUCUUUCGAAGGUCUUCACGACAUUGAUAUGCCAAUUAAUCCUCCCUACAGACCUCCUUACCCAUACAAAAGAGUCGAUGACAAAUCUGGCUUACAGUCCAUUCCUGUUGAUCCAAACAAAGUUGUUGCCAUUGUCGAAUCAACCCAAGGUGAUAUUGUUCCACCAAAUACCCCCUCUGAUGCCAUGUCAAGAGCAAUUGCUACACAUUUAAUCAACUUUUUUGAAGAAGAAGUCAAAGCUGGUAGAAUGCCUGUCAACUUACAUCCUUUACAAUCUGGUAUUGGUAAUAUUGCUAACGCUGUCAUUGAAGGUUUGGCCACUGCUUCCUUCAAAAACUUAAACGUCUGGACUGAAGUUUUACAAGACUCCUUUUUGGAUUUCUUUGACAAUGGUGCCUUGGACUACGCUACCGCCACUUCCAUUAGAUUAACAGAAAAUGGUUUCAAAAGAUUCUUUGAAAACUGGGACUCCUUCUCCCACAAAUUGUGCUUAAGAUCCCAAGUUGUUUCAAACUCCCCAGAAAUCAUUAGAAGAUUAGGUAUCAUCGCCAUGAACACCCCCGUUGAAGUCGAUAUUUACGCUCACGCCAACUCAACUAACGUUAACGGUUCAAGAAUGCUUCAUGGUAUUGGUGGUUCUGCUGAUUUCUUAAGAAAUGCUAAAUUAUCCAUCAUGCACACUCCAUCCGCCAGAAAAUCAAAGACUGACCCAACUGGUAUCUCCUGUAUUGUUCCUUUUGCUUCCCAUGUCGAUCAAACUGAACACGACUUAGAUAUCUUGGUCACUGAACAAGGUUUGGCUGAUUUAAGAGGUUUGUCUCCAAAAGAAAGAGCUAAAGAAAUUAUCAAUAACUGUGUUCAUCCUGACUUCAAAGAUCAAAUAGCUGAAUACUACAAGAGAGCUGAAUUUUACGCCCAAAAGACAAAAUCCCUCCAUGAACCUCAUAUCUUAAGAGACGCCUUUAAAAUGCACAUAAAUUUCGAAGAUAAUGGUACCAUGAAAUUAAAAUCCUGGGAUUAA
This is a messenger RNA of Ascoidea rubescens DSM 1968, 1563 nucleotides long. RefSeq names its product acetyl-CoA hydrolase (gene ACH1). Bases 1 to 1563 code for a protein of 520 amino acids. The record is from RefSeq and is a predicted model, not a curated record. Gene Ontology annotation, biological process: acetate metabolic process. Gene Ontology annotation, cellular component: mitochondrion. The transcript has a single exon. NCBI's taxonomy places the organism in Eukaryota, Fungi, Ascomycota, Saccharomycetes, Ascoideales, Ascoideaceae. Gene Ontology annotation, molecular function: acetyl-CoA hydrolase activity; acetate CoA-transferase activity.